CUAACACCAGAGAGGACAGCUUCCCUUAGUCCCCAAGCAGUGAUUGUCUGACUGUGUGUCAGUAUACAUCUCCGGUGCCCUCUUCCUCCAGUCACCAACCACGGACUGAGGCCAGGAUCCCCUGUUCCCAGCCCCCACCUCUGCCUCCCUCUGUCCCGGUCUCCCAGUGCACCCCUCAGACGCCGGGAGCGGCCGGCCGCAUUUCCGUACCACACAGGAUCUUGGCUUGAAAGAGUGAUAAAAAAAAGUAAAAAAUGGGAGCCGGAGGAAGUGUCGAAGACAAGGCAUUAGCCGCAAAGUCCAAGGAGCUGGAAAAGCAGCUGGCGGAGGAUGCGGACAAAGAAGCCAAGACAGUCAAGCUUCUGCUGCUUGGUGCUGGUGAGUCUGGGAAGAGCACAAUUGUUAAGCAGAUGAAAAUUCUCCAUCAAGGUGGUUAUACCAAAGAAGAACAAUUGGAGUUCAGGGCGAUCAUCUAUGGUAACAUCCUGCAGUCUGCUCUGGCCAUCAUCAGAGGCAUGGAGAUGCUGUCCAUUGACUUUGGAUCACCAAAAGGAAGUGAAGACGGGCAGAAGCUGUCCAACCUGUCAGACUCCAUUGAAGAGGGCUCCAUGCCCCCUGAGCUGGCUGAUGUCAUCAAGAGGCUGUGGAGUGACAGUGGUGUCCAGGCCUCCUUCGAGAGAGCAGCCGAGUAUCAGCUCAAUGACUCUGCUGGCUACUACCUUGGAGAAUUGGACAGAAUCACAAAGUCUGAUUACCUGCCCAAUGAGCAGGACGUGCUGCGUUCUCGAGUCAAGACAACCGGUAUCAUCGAGGAGCAGUUCUCCUGCAAAGAGCUGCAUUUCAGGAUGUUUGAUGUGGGCGGCCAGCGGUCGGAGAGAAAGAAGUGGAUCCAUUGUUUCGAGGGUGUAACCUGCAUCAUCUUCUGCGGAGCCCUCAGUGCUUAUGACAUGGUGCUCGUAGAGGACGAUGAAGUGAACCGUAUGCAUGAGUCUCUCCACUUGUUCAACAGUAUCUGCAACCACAGGUUCUUCGCCACCACCUCCAUUGUGCUCUUCCUCAACAAGAAGGAUCUUUUUGAAGAGAAGAUCAAAAAGGUCCACCUCAGCAUCUGCUUCCCAGACUACGAUGGCCCCAACACAUAUGAUGAUGCCAGUGACUACAUCAAGAAGCAGUUUGAGGAGCUGAACAUGAAGAAGGGUGUCAAAGAAAUCUAUUCCCACUUGACCUGCGCCACGGAUACAAAGAACGUGGAGAUUGUGUUCGGAGCUGUGACAGACAUCAUUAUCAAAGAGAACCUAAAAUCUUGCGGUCUGUUCUAAGCAGAUACACAAAGAGAUUGUAUUUUUCCCCUCUUCCCUUCACUUGGAUUCAUGUUGAAGUUGAGCAGUAGGAACAGAAGGCACAACAGAAGACUUUGUAAUGUCAUAAGACUCUUCAAUUCUACACUAUCCCUUCAUUCCUAACACCCUAAAUUAUGGGUAAUGAAGGCAAAUACUAAGAAAACAGCCCCAAACUUACUCCAAAGGGAGUCAACAUACAUGUCCAACAAAUCGAACAAAGAUGGCAACAUGUUCCUCACGGAGACAAUGUGGAUGAUGUCCUUUAGAUGGAAAUGUGGAUCAGAAGUCAGAACAACCGAAUGAACACGUUUGAUAUAGGUACUUUAUUAGAUAUUCUGGGGUUAUUUCUGGCUCUUAAAUGGUUUGUGUUGAAGAAAGUGUAGAAAGCUGCUCAUGGAAUCCAAUUGAUAAACUUACGAAAGGAUACAUUUUGAAGUGAUCCAUCUUACUCAACAUGGUCAGAGUGAAGUCCUUUCCAAUUACACUGUUCUUGCCCAAUGAUUUUUAAUGUUUAUAUCUAGUUCUGUUUGGAUAUGCUUACUGUUUCGCACCAGAUGUAACACAGUAAAAAGUUAUUCAGCUAAUUUCAAUCAGCGAGUUCAAAUAGCUGAAAUUUAAGAAAAAAGUACCAUCAAAACAAGUUAGCAAUGUAUUUUGUAAAUAGGGGACCUUAAACAUUAAUAUUCGAAUACGUUAUGAAAAUGUUCAACAUCAGUGACAUGUUUAGUGAUGUGCAUGUAUAUUCCAUUUUGACUACUGACAAAUGAACCUGUAACUGACCGGUCUUGUGAAAGAUAAACAUUCAAAAUAAAAAUGUAUACAUAGCAACUGCCAUUUCCGCAUGUCAUCAUUCUUUGUAUUUUUUUUUACAAAGAUAUGUGAUGUGACCUUUAGGUCAUACAAAGUUGAUUUACUGUUUAAAGGAAUACUUUUUUUUUUAAAUGUGAGGUGAGCGAGCAAAUAAAAAUAUGAACAUGUAAAAUAAAAUUUCAACCCCUUGUAAAAAAAAACUAAACAACAUUAAUACAAACACCUUACCAAGACAUUUUUGCCUUUUUGUAUAAUGGUUUUGAAAUUCACACUCACAGGGACCACAGUUUGAGUCCUGGUUAGGGUCCCCCUCUAUUGAACUACAUUGAUGUUAAGUUUUGUAGCCACAUAAUGAAUACUCGACUUGGACUGUUACCAUUUAGGUGCAGGAUACCUACAAUACUUUUGAACUAAAAUUCUAUAAAGACGAACAAGAGCUCAAGCAUUAGAACAUUUGAGGUGCUGGUACUCAGCUCAGCUCCGGUGAGCUCCUGUCCAAGUCAAGCACAUAAUCCAAAAGGAACUGUUUGCGAUUUACAAAUGAUUACUUUGAUUAACCACGCUUCAACCGAAUUCAACCGAACCGAAUACUACAAGGGCAAAGUGAAUAAUUUAAAAUAUUAAAUUCAUAUGAAAUCACAAUUUUAAAUGUAUUUAACCUUUAUUUAACUAGGCAAGUCAGUUAAGAAAUUAUUAUUUACAACGACGG
This is a messenger RNA of Oncorhynchus tshawytscha (Chinook salmon), 2859 nucleotides long. Its product is annotated as guanine nucleotide-binding protein G(t) subunit alpha-2-like. Gene Ontology annotation, biological process: detection of chemical stimulus involved in sensory perception of bitter taste; adenylate cyclase-modulating G protein-coupled receptor signaling pathway. Lineage: Eukaryota; Metazoa; Chordata; Actinopteri; Salmoniformes; Salmonidae. Gene Ontology annotation, molecular function: G protein-coupled receptor binding; GTP binding; G-protein beta/gamma-subunit complex binding. The record is from RefSeq and is a predicted model, not a curated record. Gene Ontology annotation, cellular component: heterotrimeric G-protein complex; photoreceptor inner segment; photoreceptor outer segment. The coding region runs from base 255 to 1319 and encodes 354 amino acids. The transcript is spliced from 9 exons.